Molecule: messenger RNA, 1132 nt
Organism: Tachyglossus aculeatus (Australian echidna)
Lineage: Eukaryota; Metazoa; Chordata; Mammalia; Monotremata; Tachyglossidae
Gene: MAPRE1
Product: microtubule associated protein RP/EB family member 1
Exons: 8
Coding region: 202-1038 (278 amino acids)
Biological process (GO): protein localization to microtubule plus-end; spindle assembly; regulation of microtubule polymerization or depolymerization
Cellular component (GO): microtubule plus-end; spindle midzone; cytoplasmic microtubule
Molecular function (GO): microtubule plus-end binding
Source: RefSeq, a predicted model, not a curated record
UGCGCGUGACGUCAUCGCGGCGCGUGGGGCGGUUGGAAGGAGGAAACCGGGACCGGGAUCGGGACCGGGAGCGCGAGAGCACUGCGCUGAGCGCUGGGGAGAGGCUGGUACAGCGAGCGGACACGAGACCCGCCUUGGAGGAGCGUCCAGCCCACCGCGUGCGGAGCCUGCGCUGAGCGCUGGGGAGAGUCCAAUACAACGAUGGCCGUGAACGUCUACUCCACCUCGGUCACCAGCGACAACCUCAGCCGCCACGACAUGCUCGCCUGGAUCAACGAGUCGCUGCAGCUCGUCCUCACCAAGAUAGAGCACCUCUGCUCCGGUGCGGCCUACUGCCAGUUCAUGGAUAUGCUGUUCCCCGGCUCCGUGGCCCUGAAGAAGGUGAAAUUCCAGGCCAAACUGGAGCACGAGUACAUCCAGAAUUUUAAGAUUCUCCAAGCCGGCUUCAAGAGGAUGGGCGUCGACAAGAUCAUCCCCGUGGACAAGCUGGUGAAGGGCAAGUUCCAGGACAACUUCGAGUUCGUCCAGUGGUUCAAGAAGUUCUUCGACGCCAACUACGACGGCAAGGACUACGACCCCGUGGCGGCCCGCCAGGGCCAGGACCCCGCCCCCGCCAACGCCAACGCCAACCCCGCCUCCCUGCUCGCCCCCGGGCCCAACAGGCCCAAGAAGACCCUCGGCUCGGGCAGCGCCACCCCUGCGCGGCCCGUGUCCACCCAGAGGACGGCGGCCUCUUCCACCCCCAAGCCGGGCCCCGGGACGGCGCGCAAGGCCCUCGGCGGAGGAGGCAACGGCGAAGAUGAGUCGGCCGAGCUGGUCCAACAGAUCCACGUCCUAAAGCUGACGGUGGAAGACCUGGAGAAGGAGCGCGACUUCUACUUCGGGAAGCUGCGCAACAUCGAGCUCAUCUGCCAGGAGAACGAGGGCGAGAGCGACCCCGUCCUGCAGCGGAUCGUGGACAUCCUCUACGCCACGGACGAAGGGUUCGUCAUUCCCGACGAAAGCGGCCCGCAGGAGGAAGAGCAGGAGGAGUACUGAUGGCGGUCGCGUCCGCCCGUGUGUGUGUCCCCCCCCCACCCCCCGACGCGCGUGUGUGUGUGUGAAUGUGCGUGUGCACGCGUGCGUGUGUGCC